AUGUUGACGGCCAAGCAAGUGCUGCUUGCUGGCAUUUUGGGAUCAUCAGCGGCAUAUGAACUUCCGCGCGCGAGUUCCCUGUCUAGCUUCUUGAACCAGUUGCCUCUGGGCUUCGGACACAAAGACGUCGAUGCGUCGCGAUUCAAGUGUGACUUAGUUAAACCUCUUGAUCCUUCUAGCGACGGGCUAUACAGCUCUGAGGACCUCUUCCCACCCGAGGAUACGAUCGAGACACUGGUUCUGCGCCAUCAGCCUCUCGUGAAGAUUCGUUCCGUUUGUUAUGACGAUCUGGGAGGCUUUGGCGACUCGAUUUGCGAUGACAAUGUGGUAGAUCCUCGUGACGACCAAAGAUGGAAGCCCUUUUGUAACAUCUCCAAGGCGCUAGAGGACAACUACCCACUGGUUUAUCGCAACGCAUCCGUCGAGAAGGUCAAUACGUUUGGACUUGUAUACACAGUCAAUGGCUCGGAUCCCUCAUUGAAACCCAUUCUCUUGACGGCUCAUCAGGAUGUCGUGCCGGUCGAGAGCGAAACGUUGAGUUUGUGGGAUUAUCCACCAUUCAGCGCACACUACAACGAAUCUACCGGAUAUCUCUAUGGUCGUGGAGCUUCGGACGACAAAUCAGCCAUCACAGCUCUCAUGACUGCCAUGGAAGCUCUCCUUUCACAGGAAAAUUACAAGCCACGUCGCACGGUCAUAUUUGCCUUUGGGUUCGACGAAGAGUGUUCAGGUCCCCGAGGUGCGGCGUCGAUAGGAAAGCUGCUUGAAAAACGAUAUGGCAAAGACGGAAUCGCCGUGAUCCUUGACGAAGGCGGUGCUGGCCUACAAACUGUCGGGGAUGUUCUCUAUGCAGCACCCGCUGUAUACGAGAAGGGAUAUCUCGAUGUGUGGUUUGACCUCGACGUUGUUGGAGGGCACAGCUCAACGCCCACCCCACACACUUCCAUCGGUAUGAUGUCGGAAAUCGUCGUUGCUCUUGAGUCCAGCCCAUUCGAACCAAAGAUUAUCAAGGACGGCCCGAUUCACGAGGCCCUCGUCUGCUUCACACGCUACUCACCCUACGCUCUGCCGACAUUGACCUAUUACGUCAGCCUGGGUCUGCUCGAUCAGGCGGCUCGGCUGGUGGCGCAAGUGCAACGAGAAGCGCAGUAUUUCAUCCAGACGUCUCAGGCUGUGGAUUGGAUUGCAGGCGGUCAGAAGAUCAAUUCUCUGCCCGAAUUUACCACUCUGGGUGUGAAUCACCGCUUUGCUCCCCAGGACUCUGUUGGCAGCAUCCAACACCGCAUCGUGAACCUAAUUCAAGGCGUUGUCAGGAAGUACAAUCUCACUGUGCAGGCCUUUGAGGGUGACAAGGACUACGAGGAUUAUCUCCUCUCCAUUGGGGAUGUGCCCAAUUCUAGAGACGACAAUAUGCACACAGCGUGGGAGCCCAUCUAUAACGGGAAGCUGACCUUGGAGGGGAGGAAAAGAUCCUACAUCACACGUAAAUCGCCAACCCACGGUGCUGUGUGGGAUGUAUACGCCGGCACGGUCCGCUACACAUUUGCCGACCAGGCAAAGACAGUCGUUCCGACUCCGGGUGCCAUGACUGGCAAUACGGACACGCGCCAUUAUCUCAAUCUGUCGGAGAACAUAUACAGAUGGAGCCCAGGAAGCCUGAAAUCUUUCGGCAAUGUCCAUGGUGUCAACGAGAAAUUGUUGAUGAGUGAGCAUGUGAACAUGGUGAAGUUCUAUUACGACUUCAUUCGGAAUUUUGACCAGUCGGAUGCCGAAAAGUAUGACUAG
Trichoderma reesei QM6a is the source of this 1785-nucleotide messenger RNA. RefSeq lists its product as uncharacterized. Bases 1 to 1785 code for a protein of 594 amino acids. The transcript is spliced from 3 exons. NCBI's taxonomy places the organism in Eukaryota, Fungi, Ascomycota, Sordariomycetes, Hypocreales, Hypocreaceae. The record is from RefSeq and is a predicted model, not a curated record. Gene Ontology annotation, molecular function: metallocarboxypeptidase activity. Gene Ontology annotation, cellular component: fungal-type vacuole lumen.